Syngnathoides biaculeatus (alligator pipefish) is the source of this 2675-nucleotide messenger RNA. It is a transcript of the gene cdkl1, whose product is annotated as cyclin dependent kinase like 1 (CDC2 related kinase). The transcript is spliced from 10 exons. Bases 643 to 1731 code for a protein of 362 amino acids. The record is from RefSeq and is a predicted model, not a curated record. Gene Ontology annotation, molecular function: cyclin-dependent protein serine/threonine kinase activity; ATP binding; MAP kinase activity. Gene Ontology annotation, biological process: intracellular signal transduction; protein phosphorylation. Gene Ontology annotation, cellular component: nucleus; cytoplasm. Lineage: Eukaryota; Metazoa; Chordata; Actinopteri; Syngnathiformes; Syngnathidae.
UGGAUGUUGAAACAUGUCACGAGGAAAAAAAAAAAAAAAUUGAAUCCUUUCACCAUGAAAAUUGUACGUGUAGGAAUUUUGACUAUGAAAAGUGUUGGUGUUUUUUUUUUUUUGUUUUGUUUUUUGGUUUGUUUUUUUUCCACACAGAUCGGUCGACGUGCUGUCGUGUGUGGAGUGUUAAUGGGGUGAACGUGAGUAUCGUGUGACGUUAAUUCCCCCGUUUAGACAACCGCCCCCCCCCCCCACCACCACCACCCCGGGGCAGCGCUUAAUUAGUCUCGAUGUGACACCGCCUUUUGGAAUAUUCACGAACGAACCGCCUCCAAUUAAGAAGGUCCUACGACCAGGUUAUAAAAAGCUACAGUGUAGUUGGUGACUUUGUUGUUGUUGUCUCCUAACUGCUUUUAAAUGUGUUCAUUGGUCCAGCUUUCAGGCAGACAAAUCCACUGAGUCCUUCCCCCCCUCCCUGGCUGUUACUAUGGUAACCGGCUCGUAGAGCAAGAAGAUGUGUCAAGUUGAGUGCGUUGAGAGCGAUGACGGGAAAGGCAGCGCCAUCACCUUCAGAGUAAAAGACAAGCGGCUCCAGUAAAGCACAAGUGGAUGUGACGUAGUGUACCCUAUCCUCUUCGUUUGACACGUGCGAUGGAAAAGUACGAGAAGAUGGGCAAGAUCGGGGAGGGUUCGUACGGGGUGGUCUUCAAGUGUCGCAACAGAGACUCGGGACAGGUCGUGGCCAUCAAGAAGUUCGUGGAGUCCGAGGACGACCCCACCAUCAGGAAGAUCGCGCUCAGGGAGAUCAGGAUGCUCAAGCAACUGAAACAUGGCAACCUGGUGAAUCUCAUCGAAGUGUUUCGCCGCAAGAGGAAACUUCACCUGGUCUUCGAGUACUGCGACCAUACGGUGCUCCACGAGCUGGACCGACACCCGCGAGGCGUUCCUGAGCAUUUGGUGAAGAGCAUCACGUGGCAGACGCUUCAGGCUGUCAACUUUUGCCACAAACACAACUGUAUCCACAGAGACGUGAAGCCCGAAAACAUUCUCAUCACCAAACAGCACGUCAUCAAACUCUGCGACUUCGGCUUCGCCAGGAUUCUCACGGGGCCGUGCGACUACUACACGGACUACGUGGCGACGCGCUGGUACCGCGCCCCCGAGCUGCUGGUGGGAGACACGCAGUACGGCGCCCCCGUGGACGUUUGGGCCGUCGGCUGCGUCUUCGCCGAGCUCCUCUCCGGCGCCCCCCUGUGGCCCGGCAAGUCCGACAUGGACCAGCUCUACCUGAUCCGCAAGACCCUCGGUCAGCUGUGCUGCAGAGAUCUGAUCUGUCGCCACCAGCAAGUUUUCAGCACCAAUCAGUUCUUCCACGGCCUCGCCAUUCCUGAACCUCAAGAGAUGGAACCUUUGGAGGUGAAAUAUCCAAACCUCUCCCACCAGGCCCUCAGUCUCAUGAAGGCUUGCCUUCACAUGAAUCCGAGCGAGCGUCUUCCGUGCGAGCGGCUGCUGCAGCAUCCUUACUUUGACAGCCUGAGACACAAGAACCACCAGGCCAACGCUAAACAGGCCGGCGUGGUGCACGAUCGCCACGGCAACAGGAGGACCCGCCCGCCGCGCAAACACCUCCCAGCCGGGUGUUUGCCUCAGCUGACGGGCAGCAGCAUCUUCCCGGUUCUGGACACCAAGAAGUACUACCACAACCUCAGCAAGUUCAACUACCACCUGCCCAACAUCUAAAAACUGCAAACAUCGACUGGCGCACCGGCGAGACUCAGGAAGUGACGCGUGUGCCGGAGCUUAGUGACCGACGCUUGUCGGUGUCUUGUCAUCGUCGUCUGAUUAUUAUUAUUUUAAAGCAACGGCUAGCUUAGAUGAUGGAGGACAAGGAGCAACGUGACGUCACGCCACAGCGCGCUCCGCUCGCAGAUGACAGGGAAGAUUUUGCCAAAUCUUCUGAGCCGCACAUCAAGUAGGACAUUUUAAAUUUCCCCCCCAACACACACACACACACACACACACACACAAUGAUAUUUAUUGACUUCAGCACGACAACGUUGAUAAGAAGUCGUGACGAUUGGUGCUACGGACGUUCACAGCCAUCUAGUUGUAGGAAUGCCAAAUGAAUCAUCAGAAUUUGAGUGGCGCGUUUAAUGUCGGCUCUGAAUUUGGAUCAGAUAUUGCAGUACUGCAAGGAACCUGUGCCAGAGGGGCAACGUUGAGAUCGGAAAUUGUUCCCCUAACACGGUGGUACAAGUUCAAAACAUUUAGUGACCACGCUCGUAACUCAGGACACUCAAAUGAUCUUUUCUCAUUGAAGUGGAUGAAAAUGCCAUUAAUCCGUUCCAUCCUUUCAUCCUCCCCCCCCCCAAAAAAAAAACAAAACACAGGGAUAAGUAGCAGGCUUGACCAUGAAUAGUGAAAAUCUGCAAACUGACGCCUACUAUUGUAGCAAUAUCAAUAAAAAAAACAAAAAAAAUGUUUGCUCUUUGUCUGUGGAGAUUCACUCAGUUCGGUCGCAGUAACCCACAAAGACAGGAAUGUAGCAACUGAAUAUUGUUGAAUUUUUAUUAUUUUUCCUGAAAUUGUUCAAAAAUGACACAGGCAACCGUGCUAUUAGACUAAUGAAAGGGUGGCUUUCACUGAGCUAAAAAUACAAAAAGACUGGAUGGCUCGUUGGCCAC